CGCCACCUUACAUUUACCAUUCCUUCAUUUAUCCAACAGGACUUUGCAAAGAAUGAGCUACAAAGCAACAACUGAGAGAGGUAAUAAGAACAGGAUCCUGCGUCAGGAUGACUCGGGUACAUACUACAAAGAUAUUGUAUUCGUCCCUAGUGGGACACUUGCAAUGAAGGACGCCCAGGCAGCCACCCUCCGUACCAGCACACAUGAGGAUGCUAGCAAUGUCAGAGAGUUUUACAAAACUGUUCUAGCUAUGCCCAGGACGGUGACUAAGCAAGUGAAGAAGAAAGAAAUGAAGAGUCAGCAGCAAACAAAACGAGAAAGAAAAAAAUCAACGGUAUCAGAACUAAUUACAACGUCAGGACCUAAUAGAGAGACAUCAUUGCUCUCAGAAUCAUUACCGCAGUCAAUUAUAUCCUCAAAGACUUCUGCAUCACCGUCCGACGAUAGUACAGAUGUAUCAUCAUCUCCACAUUUACAGGCACUAUCAAAUGAACUACAACGGCCGGAAUCGGAUCCAUCAUCAGAAGAUACAGAAGUCAUCCGUAGGAAUUGGCUGAUUGAAAAGCCCGCUGAAUCCACAAGGGUGGUUGCUAAAGGUCAUAUCCUUUGUGAGUCAUGUCAGAUUGAAGUUCGGCAGGAUGAUCUUGAGAGACACCGCAGGGGUAUUGCGCAUUUAAUGUCAGAAAAAUCCCCUAUCAAACCGCUAGAUACCUUGACACUUGGACAUUCCAAUAAAGGAUUCAGGAUGCUUGUCAACAGUGGGUGGGAUUACGAGAAAGGACUAGGCGCUCAAGGCCAGGGGACACGCCACCCUAUCGCUACACGGCUCAAGCACGAUCGACUAGCCUUGGGUGCAGUAGGGACGAGUAAAAAACUUGUUACACAUACUUUUCAAGAGAUUGAAGAAAGCCGUACAAAGCCCACUGUGAAGUCAAAUAGACGCGUACCUUUGACAUUAGAUGACUAUCGUCGUAAAGCGGAAAAGGAGCGCCGCGAUCGCAUCAAUCUAAUGACAUACAUGAAGAAAUAAUGCCAUAAUCACUUCUUUAUCUACCAUUCAAAACCAUUCUGUAUAUUUUAUGAUAUCUCCAAAU
This is a messenger RNA of Lobosporangium transversale, 1094 nucleotides long. RefSeq lists its product as hypothetical. NCBI's taxonomy places the organism in Eukaryota, Fungi, Mortierellomycota, Mortierellomycetes, Mortierellales, Mortierellaceae. Gene Ontology annotation, molecular function: nucleic acid binding. The record is from RefSeq and is a predicted model, not a curated record. The transcript is spliced from 4 exons. The coding region runs from base 53 to 1030 and encodes 325 amino acids.